AUGAGUUCAUGCACAGAACUAACAUUUCUGAACUAUGCCCUAUUUUACCAAUGCAAAAAACUAAGAUCCAUCAUUCUUCCACCAAAUUUAAAUCGAAUUGGUUCUGCUUGUUUCCAAGAAACCUUUAGUUUGACAGAGAUUACUUUUCCAGAUUCCCUGACAUCAAUUGAUGGAUGGACAACUUUUGGCAAGGUUUUCUAUAAUAGUGGCCUUGUGAGAGUUAAUAUUAAUCGGAACUCGAAUUUAGCCUAUAUUGGUGGUGAUGUUUUCGCUGAUUGUAAGUUCACAUCUUUUUUUAUCCCAUGGAAAUGCACUUCAAUUGAUGGAUCAACCUUUUCUGGUUGUCCGUUAACUGAAAUUAUAAUUGAUGAAAGAAAUCCUACUUUUAAAACUGAUGGAAAGAUCAUUUAUUCAGGUACUAAUAACAAUACUCUAUUUUUUGUUGUUUCGACAAAAACUGGAUCAUUUACUGUCCCUGAAUAUGUAACAGUAAUUUCAUACUCAGCAUUUAGAGGCUCUAAGCUCACUGAAAUUAAUAUGCAUAAAAAAAUUACAAAAAUCAAUUCAUGGAGUAUGUGUGGGUGUCCUAUUGCUUCUUUUACUUUCCCAAGUUUAGUUACAUAUGUUGCGGAUAAUAUGUUUUAUUUGUGCACAUCACUGGUAACAGUAUACCUGACUGAAAACAUAACAUCAAUUCAAGAUGGAGCAUUUUUAUACUGCUAUAGUCUCAAAAAUAUAGUAUUGCCAUCAAAACUACGGGAAAUUGGAAAAGAAGCUUUUUCAAAUUGUUUUAGUUUGACUCAUAUUUCUCUCCCCGAAUCAUUGCAAACUCUGGGUGAUGGUGCAUUUAGUUCAAUUGAUAAUAUUAUUAUUGACUCACAGAAUCCAAACAUUGUUGUGGAUGGCUUUAGUAUGUAUACUGAUAAGAAUCAAACAUUAUUUAUUUAUCUGGGGUCAAAUCAAGACUCAAUAGUUAGAAUCAAAUCUGAAUGCAAUUAUAUAGCAGCACAAACGUUCUUAAUGAAAAAAUUCAAACAUGUCUACUUUGAAAACAAUGAUAGUAUGACAAUAGGAGCAUCUGCAUUUGCCAAUUCUUAUAUUCAAUCAAUAGAAAUGCCUCCGGGUUUGAAAAAAAUAGAAGGCAAAGCAUUUGCAGCAUGCCAUAAUCUCGAGAAUGUGACAUUCUUAGGAAAUCAACUGAAAUCAAUUCCAGAUUCUUGUUUUAUUGAUGCUUACAAUCUUAAAUAUAUCACCCUUCCAAAAUCAAUAGAGAGCAUUGGAAAUUAUGCAUUUCAAUCAUGCACGAAUCUUAAAAAUCUCGGAAUUGCUACACUUAAUUCAUUAACUAGUAUUGGCAUUGCAGCAUUCAUGUGGAGUGGAAUCACUUCGGUCAGACUUUCAGACUCAGUUAGCACUAUUGGUUCAGCCGCAUUCAAUGCAAGCAAAAUCACCGAUUUAUCAAUCUGUUGCAACAUUUCACAGAUGAUGUGUCAAUAUUGUACUUCUCUGACAACACUCGAACUUAGGGGUGGUGUUUGCGAGAUCAAUAUUUAUGCAUUUAAAGGUUGCAGUUCUUUGACAGGGUUCACUAUUCCUCAGACCCUUCAUUUCAUUAAGAGCUUUGCAUUCCAAGACUGUGAUUCUCUUAACGAUGUAUCUAUGGCGACUAAUGGCAAUCUUCAAACUAUUGAAGGUGGAUGUUGUUCAAAUUGCAUCAGUCUUAAAGAGAUCAAACUUUCCCAAUAUGAAGAAAACUUUUCAUUUUACAACGGUGCUCUAAUGAACUUCAAUCAGACGCAACUUAUUGUUUUUAUUCCAUACAGCGAUAUUAAGAAUUUUGUUGUUCCUACUGACACUGAGGUCAUUGGUAGUAAUGCAUUUAUGGGCAGCCCACGUCUUUUGCGUGUUUUCUUCAGCGGCAAUAAGAUUAAUAGAAUCAACUACCAAGCCUUCAAAAAUUGCAGAAGUUUGAGCCUUGUUUUCUUUUCAUCAUCUAAGAUUGAAGUAUCAUUUGGCAGUGACGUUUUUUCAGGCUGUAUCAAUCUUCGCAGUUGUGGCACUUUCUCAGCUCCACGAGCUGUAAAAGAAACACUUAUAUCACAAGGUAUUCCAAGCAUUGCUUUUAAUGAUGAUUGUGAUACAUCAGUCACGUGUAAAAUCCGCCAUGAAUUCAAGAUAUCGGCCACAUAUCUUACGCCAUUCAUUUUAAUGUGA
Messenger RNA from Trichomonas vaginalis G3, 2214 nucleotides. Its product is annotated as surface antigen family. The transcript has a single exon. Bases 1 to 2214 code for a protein of 737 amino acids. NCBI's taxonomy places the organism in Eukaryota, Parabasalia, Trichomonadida, Trichomonadidae. The record is from RefSeq and is a predicted model, not a curated record.